Messenger RNA from Penaeus indicus, 2064 nucleotides. RefSeq names its product protein O-linked-mannose beta-1,2-N-acetylglucosaminyltransferase 1-like. The transcript has 4 exons. Gene Ontology annotation, cellular component: Golgi membrane. NCBI's taxonomy places the organism in Eukaryota, Metazoa, Arthropoda, Malacostraca, Decapoda, Penaeidae. Gene Ontology annotation, molecular function: beta-1,3-galactosyl-O-glycosyl-glycoprotein beta-1,3-N-acetylglucosaminyltransferase activity. Gene Ontology annotation, biological process: protein O-linked glycosylation via N-acetylgalactosamine. Bases 12 to 578 code for a protein of 188 amino acids. The record is from RefSeq and is a predicted model, not a curated record.
GGGACUGGGACAUGUGGAUGCGUCUCGGGGAGGUCCGGCGUGGGCGCGAGUGCAUCGUCCCGGACGUGUCUCGGACCUACCACUUCGGUUCCUCGGGCCUCAACAUGAAUUCGUACUUCCAGGACACUUAUUUCAAGAAACACUCGUUCAACACUCUGCCCUACGUCGAACUGCGCGAUCUCGACACCUUGAAGAAAGAUGCCUACGAAGAAUUGAUCACAGGGAUGUUGCGCCGGGGAACAGUCCUAGAUCAUUCCCGAAGUCCUUGCGAGGAUACCUUCAUUCCAGACACCACAGGCCACACCUACCUGCUGUUCAUCCACAUGGAGCACCACAAAGACUAUUCCACUUGGUUGCAGGUCGCCAAGUGUCUUCGAAUUUGGGAUCUUGACAGCAGGGGAUAUCACCAUGGCAUGUGGAGGCUUAAUAUGAAAUCCAACCCCCUGCUGAUUAUUGGCGUGCCUUUCUCCCAGUAUUCAAAAUUCAAACCGCCUGAUUUAAAACCUCUGCGCAUGGAAGCAAAGGACAAGGGAAAGGAUCAGGGGAAGCCAAAGGAGAAAAACAUCAGCCAAAGAUAACAAUUUGCCUUGGUGGUCCUAGAACCAAAAUAUGCUGUGAUGUACGAUUUGGUCGUGAUGUGGCGUGAGAGAGAGAGGGACUCUAGUGAUUCUGUGAAUCUGAGGAACGUGAAGAGGAAUGGAUAAGCAAACCCAGCAUGGACAGAUGUACAUUGAUGAAGGAUGCUAAGCUCCGCCAAAUGUGAUGACUAGACUAAUCAUCGACACUGUAUGAGAUAUUUGUAGAUGCAUUGAUGCCAUAUGUGAAAUGGCGUCGAACUGCAAGUGACAUUGAACUUCUGUGUAAUGAAGCAGCUGGCUGUGCACACAUUAAUGCUCUAGACAUAGUUAUUAGUGACUGCCUUAUUAAUGCCCAAUAAGACAUCAUCACCCAAUAUAUACAGAGCCUCAGACUUAGAAAAAGUGUGAAACUUCAGCCACUUUAUUGAAAGUUGGUUGUAGACUCUUUUUCUGUUCUUUAAUAGCAGUGACUUAACAGUUCAUUUUUUCAUAUAUUCAGAAAUAUUUUGAAAAUGGCAUUUAGCUCAUAAAGUUUCCUUGUUUAUUUUGACAAGUAUUAGAGGUAUCAUAAAAAUCCAUUACCAUGUGGAGCCAUAAAUUCUGUAUUUUCUUUCAUAAAAUUCAAGACUUAUGAUACCUUAUUUCAAGUUAUUAAGGUCUUCCAGAAGUUGGAAUACGUGUUAAAUAUUUCAUGUAAAUCUACAAAUUGCAGUGAAUCAGAUUUAAGAACGUGUUUGUUGUGCAAACCAAAGUUGUAUAUGAUGUUCUAUACCUUGUUAAAGUGCAUCUUAUGUAAUCUCCAUAUCCACUGUUAAAAAGAAUACAUUAUAAAAAAGACUUACAAAAAAUAUGUAUGUAGGAGAGACUAAUGAAUGUUUCUAUAUUCUUAUCUGUCUUUGACCUGCUUUGAAGCUGGAGAACAUACCUGUAUGUACUGUGUAAAGCAGUAUCUAGCUCAUUCCUUCAAGUAGAGGGAGGACCAAAUGUUGAAUGUCUGUGUAGAAUCUUUUCUUUCAAGAUAUAGUGAAUGAGCUUAGUAAAUAGCUGUGUAUAGUGCUGCAACUUCUGUAAAAAAAAAUACGACCACAACAUAGUAUUAAUAUAUAGAUUGGUUUAUGUAUUUUCUUGUAUAUUUCCUCCUCUUAGAGGGAUAGAUGUAGAUAACUAGUGAAUUAUUUUCUUUAUUUUCCAAUAUGAUUGUGAAUAGGUGCAUCUCAGCAUAUACAAUUAGUUGCUUUGGAUGUAAAAUCACAUGUAUUAAUUCUGUAGUGUUUGAGUGUUGUGGUUGCAUGGUGCUGUUGUAGGUGAGGGACUGAGGGUGCUGAAGCCAGUUUGAAAGUGAUGGGAGUGUGGGUGUGAUGGUCUUUGAUUUGCUUUUGUGUCUGGACUUUGGUAUGAGUUCAUGUUGAUUUAGUUCUGGCAUGUGAGCUAGAUCUUUUUGUCAAACUGUCCUGGUAACCAAACUGGAUGCAUUUGACAUGUAUAU